This is a messenger RNA of Bacillus rossius redtenbacheri, 3545 nucleotides long. Its product is annotated as 2-oxoglutarate and iron-dependent oxygenase domain-containing protein 3-like. The record is from RefSeq and is a predicted model, not a curated record. Bases 157 to 1116 code for a protein of 319 amino acids. Lineage: Eukaryota; Metazoa; Arthropoda; Insecta; Phasmatodea; Bacillidae. The transcript has 6 exons. Gene Ontology annotation, molecular function: iron ion binding; L-ascorbic acid binding; oxidoreductase activity, acting on paired donors, with incorporation or reduction of molecular oxygen. Gene Ontology annotation, cellular component: membrane.
ACGUCCAAACCAAAUGUUCUCGGCAGUAAACAAGUGAACGGCGCGCCUCUAGCGUUGCGUACCUUCAUAAUUGUCAAAUUCAAAUGUCAGUUCAGGCAGAGGUGUGCACUGACUGGUAGCGGUAAUAUUGUGACAGGAUUUUAAAUUAAUGCAAUAAUGAAUUCUGAUGCGCACCGUAGAAACGUUGGAAAAGUGUCGUCGGAAACUGGUAAAAAAUAUGAAGUUCAAUCUGACGAAGAAAUCAAAGAGAAACCAAUCAAGUAUGGACCCAUCCCGUCGUUCCCAUAUCAAAGGGUUUGGGCGAGAGCCGUCCUCAUUCUUGGAGCCAUCGUUGUGGUGUACUGGACCAGCCAGGGCGGGGAUGUUGUGCUAGCCAGGCAAAAGGAUUUCCUAGAGCAGCGAGCUCAGGAGGUGCCCUGCUCCGAGGAGUACAAGAAGGAAAUUGAGAAGUUCCCAGAUUGUGUUCCGGAGAGGUGUGGCCGCAUGGUGACGGACAAGCUGGUGUCGACCCACGAGGUCGGCAUCCUACUGAGGAUCGCAGAACAAGGGAUCGGUCUCGGUGGGUCGGAAGGUGGCGCCUCCAUUCUUGACCUCCACUCGGGGGCUCUGUCCCAGGGGAAGAACUUUGUAAACAUCUACAAGCUGGACACCGUCAAGGACCUGUUCAAGCCUGCAGAUUUCCUAACCUACAGGAUCUUGAAGCUGAAGCUGCAGCACAAAGUGGCCCAGCACUUCGGGCUGAAGGCCAGUGCGCUGCACCUCACACACCCCACUUUCUUCUCCCGCCUGACCUCGGCACCCGCACAGACUGUGCAUGACGAGUACUGGCACCCACAUGUUGACAAGGAGACAUACGAGUCGUUCCACUACACAUGUCUGGUGUACCUGAGCGACUUUGGCCAUGACUUCAAGGGUGGUCGCUUCGUGUACAUGGACACUGACAGGAACACCACCGUGGAGCCGCGCAGGGGUCGAGUGUCCAUGUUCACGUCUGGGUGGGAGAACCGUCACUUGGUUGAGCAGGUGACGGAGGGCACACGCUAUGCCAUCACCGUCUCCUUCACGUGCGACAAGAGCCGUGCCAUAGCCGACCCUGCUCUGCCUGGCAAGAAGUAGCCUGUGGUGCGAGAAUGUGGGAAAACUACCAGUACAAAUUGAUUUUCAUUUUGUGCAAAAAAUUUUUAAUAAUUUAUGUAUAUAUAUAUUUAUUACCAAAAACAUGUGUUCGUUUAGAGUUUAUUUGUGACUUAAUUCAAUAUUUUUUUAUGUUGAUUUCUUAGGAGAAUCUGUAGCGCAUGUUCCUUCGGUUUGCCCCAAAUUUAUUUAUGUAGUGUUAAGUUACAACUGAAUUUUUGUGCUGUAUUUUAAAGCUGUUACAAAUUUUUUUGUGUUAAUGUGUUGCAAUUUACACCUCCUGUGUUUACAGUUGCUUGAGCGAUAGUCAGCAAAUUACACAUCUGCAUAUGUAUCCUGUUACAAAAAAAGUUAAUGGUGGUCCAAUAUGAAGACAGUGAUAUAUAACGCCAUAAAUUUAGUAUCUAGGUAUUUUCUCUCAUUGCAAUUUCAUACUAAAAAUAACUUUCACAGUUUCAGAAAGUAUGAAAACCCAAAGUUUGUUUCUUUGAUCAAUUUUUUUUUCUUAAAUAAUUGCGUGUCCUAUCUACAUCAUUUAUUCCCUGCUUUUUUAAUCACCAUUUGAUUCAAUCUCUGAAGGAUUUUAAAUGUUGAGUAAAGUUUUUGUGGAAUUCAAAUGCUUUUAACAUGAUAUAUGUAAAGAGUGUUCAAUUUCUUUUGUCACUAUUGAAUGUUUAUUAAUGUCCUGAAAUAUUGUUGGCUUUGUUUGUAAUAUGAUGAUAAAAAACACAAUUGUUUGAUCCACACGUUUUGAUGCUAGGGCACUAGGCCCUUAGGUUCUUCCUGCUACGCGGCUUCUUGUCAUAUGGAAAUGCCUACAUCUAUACAUGCAUGCAUACAUGUAUACAUGCAGGCAACAUUCUAAAGGUCUGUUUUUUAUGAUGAGGGUGCACAUUUUAAAAAUUGUGUUUUAUAUCAUAUUCUAUAAAUAUUUUACAAAUGUUAUACAAUUUAGAUGAUUUACCUGUUGUCAAUAUUAUGUUUUUUAUUAAUUAUCUUGUUACUUAUAAAGAGUGUUUUGUUCAACAAUGAAGUUGGUGAAACACGAGAUACAUAUCACAUAUUUUUGUGUUUGAUAGAUUUUGCAACAUUUUGGGCGUGAACAUGCACAAUGUUUGCCAGUGUGUUGCACGAGUGAGAAGCAACAGUGUUAUUGUUGCUGUUGCUAUUGCUAUUGUUGACUUGUAGCUGUGCAGUCUGUAGUUUGUCUUGAACUGUGUGGUAUGGAUAGAGUCUGCUCGAACCUGGGUGCAUUCCCAUUUCCGCUGAUAGUGCCGGGCAGUACCAGUUUCCUCCUGCGCUGUCUGCAUCACCAAAACUGCAUUUUUUAUGACUAUUGAGACCACCUGGCUUCUCGUGCUGCAGUAGCUGCAACAACUGCAGCAGGAAGCAUAGACUCUCACCCAGAAACCGAGAGUCUAAUUUCUCAAGCCUCUGGUAAUGAAGGAAUGCUCAUUGGUGAACUUGGCUGCUGACAGUAGAAAAGGAAAUGCAGCUCUUGUCUGCAAUUGCUGACUUUUUCCCCCAUGUGUUCAUGCACAGUAGAACUGCUUCAGUAUUUGCCUCGUGCCUGUGGCCAGUCGCAACUUCAUAAAUAGUGAGAAGUCAUCAGCUCAGACAUUUUGCACACCACAGUAGAGCACUAGACUGAAAAUAAUCUCUCCGGUUCAGUACUUUAGCAGUUCCAUUCAGUACAGAUUGUAGCAUUUUCUGUUUAACUGGGUUUUGAAGAUGUACCUUUACCUCACGAAUUGCAAAUGAAGAUUAUAUUUCAGUUAUUAGGAUUAGUAUAGUAAUUUCUAUUAUCUAGACAAUGGAAAUAUCUGUUUUUAUGUCUUAUGACAAACUAUCCAACAUCAUUAUUUCCCUUUAAUGUUCAAGUCUCAAUACUCUAAUUAUAUUUCAGUUUGUGAAUUGUUUUCUAUAGCAGUUAUUUUCUAACUCAGAGCUGUAGAUCGCCAUGAGCAGACUGCACAGCAUGUGACUGAGUGUCCAGUUAGGUAUCGCACCUAGUUGUUGCACUUAGUCUUGUAGUGUGCGGAGAGAAAGACAAGUGAUAGAAAUAGUUGCCAGAUCUAAGGCAGUAAGGUCUGGCAAAUACUGGGUGGAGUAGUCCAUGAGCAAACUGUAUUUGAGGUGAGGUGAUUUGUAGGAGUAAAAUCAUUAGGCGUUGAUUGUUACUUGAUGAAAUUAAUGAUUGUAAUGUAUUAGUGCUGGAAGGUCCAGCCCGUGUAUGUCAUUCGUUGCAUUGUGAAGGGUUGCAUUUUGCCCAUGUGAUGUUUGGCAAUGUCGUCUUGUGCUUUUUCUAAAGUUGUAACAGACUGUGAGAAUGUUGAUAGUUUUAUGACACAUUCCAGAGUGGUCCACAAUGAGUGCUCAAGUUUAUUUGGAAAUAAAGUUUUGAGUAUUAA